Molecule: messenger RNA, 1530 nt
Organism: Rotaria sordida
Lineage: Eukaryota; Metazoa; Rotifera; Eurotatoria; Philodinida; Philodinidae
Source: the annotation of a GenBank genome assembly
AUGUCUUCUAUUCGUGUUCGUUUUGCUCCUUCACCUACUGGACAACUUCAUUUUGGUGGUCUUCGUACAGCUUUAUAUAAUUAUUUAUUUUCAAAAUCAUUUAAUGGAAAAUUUCUUUUACGUAUUGAAGAUACAGAUCGAGAACGUAUAGUACCCGAUUCUAUGGAACAAAUACAAACUUUACUUAAAUGGACACGUUUACAACCAGAUGAACCACCUAUUAUACAAUCUGAACGUGUUGACAUAUAUCGAAAAUAUUUAAAUAAAUUAUUUGGAAAAUUAAAUCAUCAAAAUCAACCACAUAUUUAUCGAUGUUUUUGUUCUGUCGAUCGAUUAAUGCAUUUAAGACAUGAAUGUAAACGACGUUCACAACCAUAUAGAUAUGAUGGACGAUGUAAACAAUUAACAGAAAAACAACAAAAUGAAUAUCUUCAACAAGGUCUUCCACAUGUCAUUCGUUUUUCUCUACCAACUGAUGAUCAAGGUAUUCAAGUAUAUGAAGAUCUUGUUUAUGGUCAUCAUGAACAUAGUCCUUAUAUAACUGAAGGUGAUUUUAUUCUUCUUAAAUCAGAUGGUUAUCCAACAUAUCAUUUAGCAAAUGUUAUUGAUGAUCAUUUAAUGAAUAUAACUCAUGUUUUACGUGGUCAUGAAUGGCAAACAUCAACAUCAAAACAUUUACUUCUUUAUAAAGCUUUUAAUUGGUCAGCACCUAUAUAUGGUCAUUUACCAUUACUUGAACGUGAACGUGGAAGAAAAUUAUCUAAACGUGAUCCAGAAAAUGUUAUUAAUCCAAUUGAAAUUGAUUAUUAUCGUCAAAAAGGUUAUUUUCCAAAUGCUAUAUUAAAUUUUAUAACUCUAUGUGGUGGUGGUGGUUUUACAGAUGAAGAUGCAAUUACUGGAAAAACACUUGAUGAAAUGAUAUCAUUAUUUAAUAUAAAAUUAUUUAGUCGACAUGCAGCUAUAGUUGAUUUUAAAAAAUUAUCACUUUGUCAACGAGCACAUUUUAAACGUGAAUAUCAAAAAUCAAUUGAAGGUCGUCAAAAUAUUAUUGAACAACUUCGUCAAAAAGUUCUUCAUUAUUAUCCAGAGAAAAAUUUCAUAAGUUCAAUACAAUUACAAAAUGAUUAUCUUGAAAAAGUUUUAAAUAUGAUUGAUUUUCGUAUUAUUUUACUUGAUGAAUUAUUUACAAAUAAUUCAUAUGAAUAUUUAUGGAAAGAACCAGAAAUAAAAAAAGAUUUUAUUGAUAAUAUUGAACAAUUUAAAUUUGUUAUUAAACAAACAUUAAAUAAUUUCAAUGAAAUUCACUUUAGACAUGAUGAUAUCAAAAAAUUCAUUAAAGAAUAUCAACCAAAUACAAUAACAAAUAAACAAAUAUUUCGUAUAUGGCGAUUAGUUUUAUGUGGUUGUUUACAAGGACCACCUGUUCAGGAAAUAGCAACUUUUUUUGGAUCGGAUAUUGUACGAAAACGAUUUGAAAAUGCUCUUGUUGUAUUAGAUCAACAAAAUGAAAAUGUUCAAGUGAAGUUGUGA